CUCAACGUUGAAGACAUUUUCUUAACAUGGCAAAGCCAAACGCGCAGUCUAUAUGUUCUACGUUUACGGUCAACAUGCGUAGUGCCAAGGACAGUAAUGGCCCCUUUGAGCCAUAUAUGCACCAAACCGAAUUUAAUCCCAAGAACUGGGAAAAAAAUAAAAUGUUAGCCGCUCUGCUUGCUAAAGAAAUAAAAACUCCUGAGAUUAUACCGGUCUCGAUAAACUCAAGCAUACUACACGCGACAGCCGGCGAUACAAACGACAUUUCUCCAAAAUAUUUCAGUCAUUCAACGAACAAAAUGAACACACCGAUCAAAUUCGAAUCGAUUGCGCAACAUUUUAUGAAAAUAAUUCUCGAUGAGAAAAAGGUUUCUACUCAAUUCAAUAUUGAAACGACAAGAAGCGAAACUGAAAACAAAGAGAAUCUGAGUUGGUUUAUCAUCAAUGAAACUAAAUUGUACAUUGCAGUAUGCUAUGCUGCAAGUACUACCGAAUCUGAUUCCGAAUCUGAUUCCGAAUCUGAUUCCGAAUCUGAUUCCGAAUCUGAUUCCGAAUCUGAUUCCGGCUCCGUUAAGGCAUAUUUCCUGGCGAAAGUCUUUUCUGAUAACUCUAUGUGCGACUUAUUUUUAUACGAAUUACAAAUGCAGCAAAAUGUUUUGCCAAAGAUCGAGACUUUGUUGCAAUCAAAAAUAAGCCUAGAAUUGUACCAUCAUUCAAAAGAAUUUCGAACCCUCUUUUUGAAAGAUCUGUUGAGACAAGGAUAUCAAGUGAAAUCUUUCGAAAAAGGUUUGAAUUUGAAUGACUGCACCGAAGCAAUAAAACUUAUGGCCAAAUUACACGCAGCCUCGGUGGCUUUACAUGAACAGGAUCCUGAAUUAGUAGAGUCAUGCAGAAUCGACAAAAUUGUGAUAUCAAAACAAUACGAACAUAUGAUGCAAAUGUUCCGCUAUGCUUUGAAAAAGGUAACUGCUGUUAUGAAUGACAUUUUUCCGCUAAUCGCAGCUAAAAUGAAAUGUGUAAUUCGUAACCUUCACGCUAUACAACAAAUCAUCGAGUUGUUCAGUUACGAACCCGAAGAAUUUUGUGUUCUGAAUAAUGGAGAAUUUUCCAUUCGUAACAUACUCUUUUCUGACAACAGCACUCGAACUCUGUUACUGAAACAUUAUCAAAUGGCCACCUAUUCAUCGCCUGCUAUUGACUUGCAUCACUUCUUAAACACUUCACCGGAAACUGCCGUGAUACAUGAUCAAGACGAGCAAAUGUUGCAACAAUAUUUGGAGACUUUGACGGACACAAUGAAGGCGCUCAACUGCACGACAACACCACCCACAAUGAAACAGUUGAAAGCGGCUAUGCGAAAGAGAAAGUUAUACGCCGUGUUUGCGGGUAUGACAUUUAGGUUAGUUAAGAUGACGGAAACAGGAAGAGAAAACACAGAAAAUAUCAAACACGAUGAAAAUCUGUACACAGAACUUGCGAAGAAAAUGUGUUUAGUUAUGUUUCACAAAGGAUACUUUGAUGAUAUAUAAGCAAUUAGAAUCACAAUUAUCGAAGACAAGUGAAAGAAAGAGUGAUGAAGUAUGAUAAUUGUUUUAUUUCCUGCACUGUGGCUGCACCAGUUCACAAUCUAUCUUUUUGUAUCCAUAUAAGAAGAAAAAAACAUAAACCGUAAACUAAAGCAGCCAGUGCAGAAAAACAAAACAAACCUAUAAAGAAAAAUAUUUUACUCUUUUUUAAGUUGAUUUUAAUUACACAAAAACGACACGUAAUCACAUAGCGAUAUUGACUUCUAUAUAUUUGUUUUACACUUUAUGUAAUUAAUUCAUAUGUGUAUUGUGUGCGUCUAAUUAUUAUUCCAUUUUCGAAUUCGCGAUAAAUAGAAAGACACAUUCCUAAGCGUAAUAAGCAAAUAUCAAGCACCUAAUAAGUAUGAAAAAAAAUUGAGAGAAGGGAACUAUUAUAGUUUAGUUUUCUACAACUAAAUAGUAAAUGCAACAUUUUUUAAGUAAGCGAGAACCGCAAUCACAUGAGAUAAAUUGCUAUGCCACAUCAAUUUAACUUAUUGCGAGUGGUUUUAUAACGGUUUAAAAAUAUAUUUUAUUACUGUAAUGUAAAGAUGAAAGAUUGACGACAAGUAACAAUAUAUAGACAGAUUUGUAUUUUGGCUUGUUAAUAUAUUUAUAGUUUCCGUAAUAAAGUUUUUUCCAUCUAACGUUCUUUUCUACGCCAAAUUAUAAGUAUUAACAGUUAUAAUAUGGUUCAUUACACUGAAGUGUAAAAAACAGUGAGAGAAAUCGGUAAAAAUAGAGAAAUCUUGACUCCCGAUACAGUAACAGAACAGAGAUCCGGAACUGAAAUUUUUCUUUAUGCUAUGAUACAAACUAAUGGUCCCACAUUAGUUUUUGCUAUAAUAAUAUGAAUAUAUUAAUAUGAUACUUAUAUGAAUAUCGCCGUAUUGCAUUCUUCUAAAUCUUUCCUUACUACCUAAUAAAAAUGUUGCUAUUUUCUGACUUACUCGAAUAAAAUGUACAUACGUUUUUAACAAUCUGUAAAAAAUCACAUUU
Molecule: messenger RNA, 2564 nt
Organism: Pseudomyrmex gracilis
Lineage: Eukaryota; Metazoa; Arthropoda; Insecta; Hymenoptera; Formicidae
Exons: 5
Coding region: 27-1529 (500 amino acids)
Source: RefSeq, a predicted model, not a curated record